GGCGUUAGUGGUUGCCGUGGCUGGCCAUGUAGUUCGCCAGCAAUCGUGCUCUGAUUCAGUUACGAUUUGGUUGUGCGGUGUUAACUAAAUAAAGUGUGCUGUGAGCGCGUGUCGUACGAAAUUUUCAAUGUAGAACUCAUAGAGCGUGUAACGACGUGACGCUGCAUUACCGAACACGAAGCUUAUAUGUGUAUGUGUUUGUAUGUACUGAAAAGUGUGUAAAAAAUUUAUUAAAUUUUUUACUCUAAGUAACUAAACGCUUAGCGUGUUCGGCUGAACGCAAUGUACUGCCAGCAGUGUAUGGUGUUUUUGUACUGUUAGCAAAUAUUAGAAGCUUAGCUAGUAAUCAAUUGUGUGCCAAUUUGUGUAAAACGUAGAUUUGUGCAAAUACUAAUACAAAUACAAAUAGGUGCCUAACAUAUUCAAAAUCAAAGCGUGUGAAGUGAAAGUGCAUACUUAAGCAAGCUUCUUACAUUUAAAGAACUUUAGAAAACAAAAUCGCAUAGCUGACUAAUACGCCGUGAACCCUUGCACCCGUGUGUAUUCAAUAUCCCACUCAAACUUGGCGGCUUUUCAAUAUGAUGGACAUUAGCAGCAUGUACGGCAAUCACCACCCUCAUCAUCAGAAUAGCUAUCAUGCCAACAGCGCCGCCACCGCCGCCGAUAUGGCCGCUGUGGUCUCUUCAACUGGUUACCCCAACGCUUAUUUUCCGGCAGCUGCGGCCGCGACCAUGCCCACGCAUCACCACCAGGCGCACCACCACCAACACCCGUUGGGUUAUGCCAGCUAUGUGACGGACGGUUCGUCGCCCAACUAUUACCCACAACAGCAACAACAAUUAACGCCCCCACCACCCUCGUUGCAGCAAGCACCAGCGGUCCUCAAUCAAAACGCUGCUGUUAGCUCGCAACUACAACAACAACAGUCGCAGGCACAACAGCAGCAGCAAUCGAUGUACCCGCACGCACAUCUUUUCAGUCCAAGCGCCGCCGAAUAUGGCAUUACGACCUCUUCGAGCGCUGGCGCGGGUACCGCCUCAGGCACACCUUUGCACCCGUCCAGUCAUUCGCCCACAGAUUCUUACUAUGAAAGCGAUUCGGUACAUUCCUAUUAUGCAACGGCUGCAGUGGCAGCAAUACCACCUGCCACCAACUCGCCGACGUCCGCGUCCAACGCGGUGCACGGUAAUCCAACGGCGCCAAUUGAUGCGCCAAUCAUAAGCUCCGAAAAUGGCUUAAGCUACACCAAUUUGGAUUGCUUGUACAAUCAAAAUGCGCCAACGCACGCACAACAACAACAACAAAUGCAACACAACUAUGCCUCGUUGCCCGCCGUAAAUAAUGUUGGCGGCGGCAGUGGCGCUAAUGUGGAGGAAAAAUACGCCGCUGUCUUGCAUUCCGCGUAUGGCGGCGGCUCAAGCUUACCAUUCGACGAACCCCUUAUGCAGCAAGCCAUGUCAGCAAGUCAACAACAAUCACCACCGCAAAUGUGGCAUCAUCAGCACAUGGGUGGCGGGUACACAAUGGAUGCUGGCAUUCCGAUGGAGUCGCUGGGCAUGCAUCCCUUGAAUAUGGCGCACAUGCAAACGGUGGCGCCACCCCAACAUCCGCAUCAGCUGCAACCACAAACACAGCAACAACAUUUGCAACAACAUCAACCGCAAUUACAACAACAACAUGGCUCGCCAAAUGGACCGUGCUUAAGCUCACGCAGCCAGCAAGUUGUCUCGCCCGACUGCACAGGAUUACCGUCAUCGCCGGGCUCCUCAUCUAGUCAAGCCGGCUCACACAACAAAUCCCCGAAUCAAGCCAGCAACUUGCCAACGUACAAGUGGAUGCAGUUGAAGCGCAAUGUACCCAAACCACAAGCACCCAAACUACCUGCCACAAUACACGAUUAUCAGCUGAACGGGCAUCAGCUAGACAUUUGCCGCGGCAGCUUGCCCGCCGGCCAGCCGACGCAGACGGGCCUACUCUUAGCGGGUGGCAAUGGCAACACGUCGAGCCUGAGCAUUUGUGCGCCGAACAUGAGCAGUUGCAGCAUGAGUGCCACCAACAAUUCGGGACGUACCAAUUUCACCAACAAACAGCUGACCGAACUGGAGAAGGAGUUCCACUUCAAUCGCUACUUGACGCGCGCGCGACGCAUCGAAAUCGCCAACACGCUGCAGCUCAACGAGACGCAGGUGAAAAUCUGGUUCCAAAACCGCCGCAUGAAGCAGAAGAAGCGGGUCAAAGAGGGUCUAAUACCGGCGGAUAUAUUGACACAACAGAGCGUCUCCACCACGACGGCCGCAACAACGAACAACACUGCUGCCGCGACGGGUCCGGCGAAUACCACUAGCAAUAUAAAUGUGGGCAACAAUUGCCCAAAUAACGCAAACAGCAACAGCAACAACAACAGCGCGCAAAUGCACAAUGGCCCCACCGUCGGUGGCAGCAGCCACAGCGCGGUUCGCUUGGGCUCGGCGAGCAUCGCCAGCAGCAGAGAGGCUGUCUCACACAACAACAACAAUAACCACAACAAUAACAAUGGCAAUCAGAAUAGCAACAACACAAUGAGUAACGGAGAUUGUAAUCUGACAGCGCAUAGCGAUAAUAGCCGUGAAUCGAAUUAACGCAAACGCAUUUGCACCAACAACGCCAACCCAAAGCUGACCACCAUCACCUAGGUGUUCCCAUUGAUGACUCCAUUCGCUGGACAGGUGGCAGCACAGCGACCUUACGGUUAUUUCGUUACUUUGUGGCAGCUACUACAUAGUUAGGCAACUCGAGCGCGUGGCAAUUGCGUUUAGUUUUAUUGCCAAAUGACGGAUACACGCACCCACUACAACUACAACUACGAUUGCAACAAAAACAAUGAGUAGUGUACAAAAUGCGUAGCAACAUGUAGCAUUUGCUCAUUUGGCUGUGAUAACUGUUUAAACGAUAAAGUCAACACAUACUAACAAAAUAUUUAAUUAACACAUCCUCCCACACACACAUACGAACAUAUGUACAUACCGUGCGCAACGCAUGUCAGCAGCUUGUACAUAGUUAUGAGUGCGUGUAUUUGCCAGAGAUAGAGUAUUUGCUUUUGAGACACAAACGCCGUGCAAUAAUCAAAAUUUUUACACCCAACAAGUACAGUUAUACCUAGCACAGUCGCAUAGAAAAGUAUGUAAAUAAAUAAAACGAGCUAUCACCGAAAUUACCAAACUCAUGAUCGCUUGAAGUAUUAGCUUCGGCUGGUGUUAUACGCAACUGCAUGUUGUGCUAACAACAUCGUGUGUGCCGUAAUUCGGUGCAGAUACUCGUGGAGUGUCGUAAAAUGUGCCAUAUUCGCUAAAUAUAAAAUUUGCAAACAAAUCAAACAAUUUUAUUUAAUAUACAAGCGUUUGCUAAAAAGUCUGAAUAUUUAUGCAACCGAGAGUUAAUUUGAAAUAAUAUUGCUCCAACAUGUUAGAUCUUUAACGAAGAAAAAAUAAAUGUCAAAGGUCUUAUGUUCAAGCGAUUCUAUUUCUUUCGUUUAAGCAGUCACUCCUGUCAAUUAUGGUGCUAAUUUUUUCAACUAAAGGUUAAUCGAAUAAUUUAACACUUGAUUAUUUAAAAAAAUAAUACUAAAGAUAAAGCAUUAUUUUCUGAUGAAGAGCUGUCUUUGAAAAAUGGAUAACUCCAUUUGUUAAACAUUUUUGAGGAGAAUAUUACAUUUGAAUCCUAAUACAUAUAAAACUUAAACCAAACAGGCCGGUCAAUUAUUAUUAACAAUAUUUGUAAAUAUUUUUCUAUAUAAAAAGUUUGUAUAUGAGAUGUAAUAUACUACUAUGAGCAAAAAGUAGUAAGACUUUGCUCAUAACUUUAAAAUUCUUAAUUUAUUCUUCAAAAUAUAUAUCGUCCCUCUCAAAGUAAUCACCCUUGGCCCCAAUACACCAGUGCCAAUGUCUCUUACAGUCCUUGAAACAGUUGUUAAAGUCAAUUUCCGGAAUAACUUUCACUGCGUGUAUCGCUUCAAGUUUAAUAUCUUCAAUUGACUCAUAAGGGGUUACCCCGAAGCGGCCGUUUGAGUUUGAUCAAUAGCCAGAAGUUACACCGACCUAAACUAGGCGUAAACGGUAGUGCGGAACAAUAUUGGUUGAAAAUUUGGCGAAAAACUGAGUCUAUGUAGUAUGCAACGGUGAAUUUUAGUGGUCCAAAAACCAAGAGUUGUCGACCCAUAAAUUUGCCUAUUUUUAUGAAUAGCUUCACGUAGACGACGCAUAACACUCAAAUAGUAUUCCUUGUUGACAAUUUGGCCAGACGGAAGAAAUUGGAAGUUCAGCACAACUCGAUAACCAAAAAAACUGUAACCAAAAAGUUGAUUUUUUACUCGCUUUGACGUGGUUUUUUCGCCUUCGGCUCAGCCUUGGCAUGAAAUUCGGCCGAUUGAUCGUCUGUUUCCGGUUCGUAAGUAUAGAUCCAAGACUCAUCGCCAGUAAUAAUACGUUUUAUGACAUCCUGGUAGUCAGAAAGCAUUGUUACACAGACGUUGACGCGAAGCUGUUUUUCGAAAAAUGAUUGUGAUUUUGCAUUCAACCGUGCUUUCACUUUUCUUAGGCACAAAUGAUCCUUCAAAAUGAUUUUCACUGAUCCUUCCAAUAUUCCAACGAUGUCAGUAAGAUCUCUGACUAUUAAUCGUGGAUUCUCAAGCAUGAAUUUCUUUAUUUCAUUGACGUGUUGAUAAGUGGAUGUUGAUGAUCGUCCUGGAUGUGGUUCGUCGUCAACGCGUUUUCGACUCUCUUUGAAUAAUUUUUACCAAUCAAAACCACUUUUUCGUGUCAAACAUUAUCACCGAAGGCCUUUUCCAACAUUCUGAACAUUUCGACACCAGAAAUGUGAUUCUGCUCACGCAAUUUUUGGAAGUUCUUUGUUGAAUAAUUUAACUCACUCAGCUUUUAAAGUAGAUUUUUCCGUAUUUCUAUAGGCUAUUUCUUUAGAAUAUAGGUAAAAUUCAAUUUUUUGUAUAUUUUUGAUUUUUGUUCGACCGUCGGUCAAGGUAUGAACGAUAACGAUGAAGUAGCGCGGUUUUAUUUCGCCGAUUUCCCAGUUUGUGAUAGGAAUGAUUGGGCAACCUCACAUACCAAAUUUGGUUGAAAUUUAAUCUAAAGGAGGGCGCUAUCACGCCCAUUGUUCAAUUUUAUACCAUAAAGCUCCUCUCAACCAUCUUGAAGUUUAAGCUUUGUGUUACAUUUAUUCAGUGAGUUAUCGCCCUUUCAGUAGUUUUCAGUAUAACUGUUAGGUUUAGGUGUCAUUGAGUGGAGGACCGGUUUUGUUAGAGAAGUCAGAGAUCUUAUGUAACUUGAAAACUUUUUUCUUUAAAAAUUUUACUUUGUGUUCUUGAAACAUGUAGAAAUAUUCCCUUAAAAUUUGGAAAAAAAGGAAACAGUAAUAUUAUUUUUAAUUCGUAAAAACUAACCUUUUAUAAGCAGGCACUAUAGUUGAACCCCUUAAAAAAAAUAGAAAUAAAGAUUCCCUUUCUUAUAAAAAUGAGUCAACUCAUACUAUAUGCACCAGGUAUCUUUCAUUUGAUUCCAAAAGUUAUUUUUAAAAACAUUAAUUUGCCUACUAAAAACCACUCGGUGUGUAGAAAAUAUUCAGACUUUACAACGUUGUAGCAAAUAAUAAUAGUUUAUACAAUCUACAUUACUUAAUAAGUGUUCUGUAAAUUAUACACAACUGUACAUAUGUA
Molecule: messenger RNA, 5704 nt
Organism: Bactrocera dorsalis (oriental fruit fly)
Lineage: Eukaryota; Metazoa; Arthropoda; Insecta; Diptera; Tephritidae
Product: homeotic protein labial
Exons: 3
Coding region: 579-2618 (679 amino acids)
Biological process (GO): regulation of transcription by RNA polymerase II
Cellular component (GO): nucleus
Molecular function (GO): DNA-binding transcription factor activity, RNA polymerase II-specific; RNA polymerase II cis-regulatory region sequence-specific DNA binding
Source: RefSeq, a predicted model, not a curated record